CUACAGUUCGAAAAAAAAUAUCAAAAUGAAAUUAAUGGUUGUCCUGUUCGCCCUGAUGGGCAUUUCCUUGGCCAGACCGGGAUACGACGGAGCAGCAACUGCCCAGUGGGGUUCAGGAUCCGUACCUCAGAGCGGACAAGGUGGAUACGGCAGCUCGCCAAGCGGAUACGGCGGAUUGGCUUCCCCGAGCGGGAAAGGUGGAUACGGUGGCGGACAGGGAGGAUACGGUGGCGGGCAAGGAGGAUACGGUGGCGUGCUACGGAGAUCAGCUCCCCAAUAUGCCGCAUUUGAACAUGGAGGAUUCUUCGGCAGAAUUGGUCACGAAAACUGUAACCACGAGCAUUACGGACAUCAUAGACGCUACUAAAACGGCAACUUUAAGUAUGACAAAGUACAGUUAUUGCUCACAUUCAAUUAGCAAUUAAAUUACUGUCUUUUGUAUUCUAUCGCAUGGCAAUGUAUAUUUACACUAUGCUCAAACACAUAAACAUCAAUCUGUCAAAAAUACAAACACCAUUUACUUUUUAUUGAA
This is a messenger RNA of Drosophila sechellia, 532 nucleotides long. Its product is annotated as ctenidin-1. Lineage: Eukaryota; Metazoa; Arthropoda; Insecta; Diptera; Drosophilidae. The coding region runs from base 26 to 367 and encodes 113 amino acids. The transcript has 3 exons. The record is from RefSeq and is a predicted model, not a curated record.